Molecule: messenger RNA, 807 nt
Organism: Rhagoletis zephyria (snowberry fruit fly)
Lineage: Eukaryota; Metazoa; Arthropoda; Insecta; Diptera; Tephritidae
Product: probable G-protein coupled receptor 83
Biological process (GO): G protein-coupled receptor signaling pathway
Cellular component (GO): membrane
Molecular function (GO): G protein-coupled receptor activity
Source: RefSeq, a predicted model, not a curated record
CAAUCAUCCCCAUCACCAUCAUCGCCAUCAUCAUCAUUGGCCAUCAAUAUGAAUGCCGUCUCCUCUUCCCCUCCUCGUUUUUUGCUAGCCACCUCUGAGCACUAUUCCAAUUACUUGCAACCGGGCAAUGAGCGGAGUGGCAUCAUGCAGCCACUGUCGACUGUUUUGAUGCUCUCCCUGACUGCCUCAUUAGCCACUGCUACCUCUCACCUAGCUCACCACUCAACUGCCUCAUCCGCCUUUGCCCACAAUGGCAGCGGCAGCAGUGAGGGCAGUAGUCGCGACAGCAAAGUUACCAGCAGCCUCGAAAAGAUGCAAUCCGACGAGGGCACCAUUUUCGCCUUCACUGAGUCAGCAGUCAGCAACAGCACGGAGGUUACAAUGCUCACCGAUCACUUACUUUUUCCAACCGCCUCAACUGAGUGUCAGGAAAGCUCCUUUGAGAGUAUGAUCAACUUCACGCAGUACAACUUUCCAGGCACUGGCCGAACAAAAGUUUUUGGCACGGAUGAGUACUUCAAAAUUGCCCUUUACGUCUUUGUCAUGGUCGCCUCACUGUUUGGCAACCUGGCCGUCGUAGUGGCGGUGGCUGUGAAGCGAACCCUUCGUGUGACAGUCAACUUGUAUCUGGCUAAUCUGGCAGUGGCCGAUCUAGGCAUUUGCAUCUGCUGUAUGUGGGUACACCUGGUCAAUCAUCUAUAUUCGCCCGUCUACGUACUUGGGCCGCUGCUCUGUCGAUUCAAUGGAUUUGCUCAAAACUCUACAGUAGUUUCUAGUAACAUAUUGCAAAAGAAAGCGCAAAACUAA